CCCCUUCCACAGUACCGUCAUGGCUGCACUACCGUCUAUAGCAAGCCGGCUUAUUGUGCCGGUGGCAAUUGCUGCCGCGGCCGUUCAGGCCAGCAUCUACGAUGUACCAGGAGGCUACCGUGCUGUGAUGUUCGACAGGUUUUCUGGUGUCAUGGACAAGGCCAAGCCGGAAGGCACGCAUUUCCUCGUUCCUUGGUUGCAGCGAGCUAUUCUGUACGACUGCCGUAUCAAGCCGCGGAAUAUCUCGACAACUACUGGCUCGAAGGAUUUGCAGAUGGUUUCUAUUACCCUACGAGUCCUCUCACGCCCAGACGUCGAGCACCUCUCCAAAAUUUACCAGGGCCUGGGCCUCGACUACGACGAGCGAGUGCUGCCCUCAAUUGGAAACGAAGUUCUGAAGAGCAUCGUCGCGCAAUUCGAUGCCGCCGAGUUGAUCACACAGCGGGAGGUGGUAUCAUCACGUAUACGGGAAGACCUGCUUCAGCGUGCUGGAGAGUUCAACAUCAAGCUGGAGGACGUGUCUAUCACCCAUCUGACGUUCGGGAAGGAGUUCACUCAGGCAGUAGAGGCGAAGCAGAUUGCUCAGCAAGACGCCGAGCGUGCAAAAUUCAUCGUUGAGAAGGCGGAGCAAGAACGCCAGGCUGCGGUCAUCCGCGCAGAAGGCGAGGCCGAGGCGGCGGCGACGAUAUCGCGGGCUUUGGACAAGGCAGGGGAGGCGUUUGUGACGUUCCGAAAGAUCGAGGCGAGCAAGGCGAUUGUGCAGUCGCUGGCGGCGAACCCGAACGUGACAUAUAUUCCGAGCGGGGGCGGGAAUGUGCUGUUGAACGUGCCUGCGCAGAAGUAGGGGUAGGACGAGAUGUAAUAGGAUUAGUACCGGCUAUAAUAGGCUUGUACGGGCUCCGGU
Molecule: messenger RNA, 904 nt
Organism: Postia placenta MAD-698-R-SB12
Lineage: Eukaryota; Fungi; Basidiomycota; Agaricomycetes; Polyporales; Adustoporiaceae
Exons: 9
Coding region: 20-844 (274 amino acids)
Biological process (GO): mitochondrion organization
Cellular component (GO): mitochondrion; membrane
Source: RefSeq, a predicted model, not a curated record